Poecile atricapillus (Black-capped chickadee) is the source of this 1359-nucleotide messenger RNA. RefSeq names its product lens intrinsic membrane protein 2 (gene LIM2). The coding region runs from base 505 to 1017 and encodes 170 amino acids. NCBI's taxonomy places the organism in Eukaryota, Metazoa, Chordata, Aves, Passeriformes, Paridae. The record is from RefSeq and is a predicted model, not a curated record. Gene Ontology annotation, cellular component: plasma membrane. The transcript has 6 exons.
CCCCCCUGCUCCGGCAUCGUCAUCAUUGUCACCGUCAUUGUCACCGUCAUUGUCACCGUCAUUGUCACCACUGUCCUCCUGCUGCCACCGGCCCGCGGGCACUGACACCUGUGUGGGUCCUCAGUGUCCCAUGUCCCCAGUUGUCCCCUCUGUCCCCCACGUCCCCAGUGUCCCAUCCCAGUGUCCCCGCUGUCCCCAUGUCCCCUCUCCAGCCGGGUCCGGGCUGGCCCUGCCCGUGGGGAUGUCACCCGCUGUCCCCAAGGCGCUGUCGGGACCCGUCUGUGUCGCUGUCCCCCCUCCCCCGCGGUGUCACCCGGCUGGGGACAAGCUCGUGCCACCUCGCUCGUGCCACCUCAGCAGCCACCCAGAGCCUUCCCCCUUUGUGUCCCCAACAAUGGCAGGGCCACGUGCCAGGGGCCCUGUCCCCUCCCGGGGGACAGCGCGGGGACACGGGGGGGGACAGGUGGCGAUGGGGCAGCGACACAGCGGCUGCUGAAGGCGGGGAUGCCGGUGGCCGGGGGGCUGCUGUGCGGGGCCAGUGGCCUGGCCCUGCUGGUGGCCGCCACCGCCACCCAUUUCUGGGUGCAGCGCCGGGCUCCGGGGGGCACGGCCAGCCUGGGGCUGUGGCACGGCUGCCUCGGGGGACAGUGCCACCCCCACGCCACCACCCCAGCCCUCCUGGAGGCCACGCGGGUGCUGAUGCUGCUCUCGGUGGUCGCCGCCGCCGCCGGUCUCGCCCUGGGCGUGUCCGUGGGGACCGGCGGGGGCCGGCGGGCGCGGACACGAGUGGCCGGGGCCACCCUGCUGCUGGCGGGGCUGCUGGCGCUGCUGGGGCUCGGGCUGGGCUCGGGGGGGGCCCUGGCGCUGCUGGGGCCGCUCCGCAGCUCCUGGAGCUUCUCCUGGUCCUUCAUGCUGGGCUGGGCCGGAGCGGCGCUGCUGGGCUCGGCAGGGCUUUUCCACCUUUGUGCGGCUUCCAAGGAUCCGUCCCCGCAGAGCUCCGAAGUUGGGGAGUCCUGAGGGGUCCUGGGAGGGGGGUCCCCGUUUCCCCCCUCAAUUUUGGGGUCCCCCGGGUGCGGUCACUGCUGUGCUGAGCUGGCUCCGGCCUCUGCUGAUCCCCCUCCCUCCUCUUUCCCGUUUUUCCCCCUUUUUCACCAAUUUUGCUGUGCCAAUAAAUGCCGCCCACCCCCAAACUCCCCGUGGGUUUCCCUGUGGGAUCCGGGGGAAUUUGGGGAUCCCAAAACUUUUGGGGGUGUCGGUGACAGCUCCAGCCCCCCCUCCCCAGGUGUGGGAAGGAACCGGGAUAUGGUGGGGGGCACUGGGGGGCAAAUGGGAAGGAUUUGGGGGGCACUGGGAGCACUG